CGCGGGCCGCCGCCAUGGAGCCCCCCGCGCAGCUGAAGGACCGCAUCCUGGAGAACAUCUCGCUCUCCGUCAAGAAGCUGCAGAGCUACUUUGCCGCCUGCGAGGACGAGACGCCCGCCAUCCGAAACCACGACACGGUCCUGCAGCGCCUCUGUGAACACCUGGAUCACGCCCUGCUUUACGGGCUGCAGGACCUUCCUUCGGGCUACUGGGUCCUGGUGGUCCACUUCACCCGCCGAGAGGCCAUCGAACAGAUCGAACUGCUGGAGCACGUGACCACCAACCUGGGGCGCAGCCGAGCAUGGCUAUACCUGGCCCUGAACGAGAACUCUCUGGAGAGCUACCUCCGCCUCUUCCAGGAGAACCUCCCGCUGCUGCAUAAGCAUUACGUCAAAAACGCCCUGGUCUGCAGCCACGACCACCUGACCCUCUUCCUCACCCUGGUGGCGGGCCUGGAGUUUAUCCGAUUCGACCUGGACCUGGACGCCCCUUACCUGGACUUGGCCCCCUACAUGCCGGAUUACUACAAGCCCCAGUUCCUGCUGGACUUCGAGGACCGCCUGCCCGGCUCCCUCCACGGGUCGGACAGCCUCUCCCUCAACUCCUUCAACUCGGUGACCUCCACCAACCUGGAGUGGGACGACAGCGCCAUCGCCCCCUCCAGCGAGGGAUCNACCACCGCAUGGGAAGAAGGAGACCUGACCGACACGCUCAGCUGCCCACGUUCCGUGGCCUCCGAGCUGAACGGCAGCCGGGCUUCGGCCAAAAGCCCCACCCAGCGCUACAACCCUUUCAACGGGAAGGCAGAAGGGCCGUCCUCCGCCGAGAGCACCCCAGUGCACGCUGCCUCGCUGAGGGCCGACCUCCUGGCCGACGGCACCGAUCAAUCCGAGGGCUGCACGGAGCUGGAAGUCAUCAGGCUGGCGAAAAAGAAGAAAACGGUCAAGAAGAAGAAAGUGAAAUCGGAGGAGGCCGCCGUCCCCUCCCUCCCCGCUCCUGCUCUGGGUCAGGAGGUCAGGCAGCCAGGGGCCGCCCCAGAGUCCGACUUGGCGGUCAGCGCCGAGGAGACGCCGUCCCUCUGCCAGCUGGCCCUGCGGAUCCCCGAAAUGAAGGACAUGGCCAUGGAGCGGGUGGGGCAGGCCCUCAGCAAGGCCAUCGACUCGCUGGAGGAGACCGACGGGUGGAGCCGCAGCCUGGAGCCCCACCUCCUGGACCAGUCCUUUCGGACUGACUUGCCGAGGGACGCCCCCUCGGAAGGGCCACCCCUUGGCGGCUUUGGUCAGGGGCUGCCGGCCCCCAUGGACUUCUACCGCUUUACCGUCGAGAGUCCAAACACUCCUGCAGCAAGUAGUGGCCACCAUGACGCUUCAGGGGAUGGUCAACCGCCACAUGUUCCUGGUGGCCCUGAAGCUUCUGAACAAGAGGAAGAAGGAGGAGGAGGAGGAGGAGAGGGGGAGGCUGCUGGACCGGCCGUAGCCGGCUCGCCGGGAGAAGCGGUGGAGAUGGCUAGCGCGGUGGCCCUCAGCAGGCUGAAGGAGGAUCGGGAGAGCCCUUCCCCGAGCAGCGCCGAGGACUCCGGGGUGGAGGAGGGGCAGGGCAGUCCGUCCGAGGCUGCCCACCCCUCGGAGUUCAGGGUGGACAACAAUCACUUGCUGCUCCUGAUGAUCCACGUCUUUCGCGAGAACGAGGAGCAGCUCUUCCGGAUGAUCCGGAUGAGCACAGGGCACAUGGAAGGGAACCUCCAGCUGCUUUACCUGCUGCUGACCGACUGUUACAUGUACCUCAUCCGCAAAGGAGCUGCCGAGAAGCCCUACUUGGUGGAUGAGGCUGUGUCCUACAAUGAGCUGGACUACAUCUCGGUGGGCCUCGAUCAGCAGACGGUGAGCUUGGUCUGCACCAACCGUCGGAAGCAGUUCCUGCUGGAUACAGCGGAUGCUACCCUGACUGAGUUCUUCUUGACCUCCCUGAAGUCCGCGAUGAUCAAAGGCUGCCGCGAGCCGCCGUACCCCAGUAUCCUGACGGAUGCCACCAUGGAGAAACUGGCGCUGGCCAAAUUUGUGGCUCAGGAGUCCAAGCGGGAGAUCUCAGAGGUAAUCGUCCACUUCUACGGCCUUGUUCACUGGGAAGACCCCAUGGACGAGACCUCUGGCCCAGUUUCCUCUCACUACGCACCAGCGGAAAACUCCAUCCUCAAGGAAGGUGUGCUGAAUUACAAGGCAGGAAACAAUUACUUGGGCAAGGAAGUCUGGAAGUCCUGCUUUGUGGUGCUCAGCAACGACAUCUUGUAUCAGUAUCCAGACCGGACAGAUGUCACCCCGCUGCUGGCUGUGAAUAUGGGGGGGGAGCAGUGUGGCGGGUGCCGAAGAUCGAGCGCCACGGACCGGCCUCACUCCUUCCAGGUCAUUUUGACGGACCGCCCUUCCUUGGAGCUGAGUGCAGAGAACGAAGAGGAGAUGGCCGACUGGAUGCAGUACUUAUGCCAGGCGGUCUCCCAAGGGGUGGUCCCCCAGGGCGUGGCCCCCGCCCCCUGCGUCCCCUGCUGCCUGGUGGUGACGGAGCAGAAAGUGUUCACCUGCCAUGAGGACUGCCAGACCAGCUUCUUCCGCUCACUGGCCACCGCUGAGCUGGCGGAGGUGGCUUCCGUCUCCACGGAGGCCGGCCGGGAAUAUUGUCUCCUGGAGUUUGCUCAGGAGCAGAAGCAGUACCUGCCCCCGUGGGUCCUCUACUUCAGCUGCCCCGCAGAACUGGAGCGGUUCCUGCUGGUGCUGGACGCCGUGUGGAAGAGCACCUACCAGGUGGACCUUCCGCACAAGCCCGUCGAGGACGGCUCCGUUCGGAAGAAAUGCGAGGAUGCGCUGAGCUUGAUCCACAGCAUGUGGCAGCGCAGCGACAGCCUGUGUCGUGGCCGGGCUUCCCGGGACCCCUGGUGUUAG
Messenger RNA from Protobothrops mucrosquamatus (brown spotted pit viper), 2933 nucleotides. It is a transcript of the gene PLEKHM2, whose product is annotated as pleckstrin homology and RUN domain containing M2. The record is from RefSeq and is a predicted model, not a curated record. Gene Ontology annotation, cellular component: endosome membrane. Gene Ontology annotation, biological process: regulation of protein localization; lysosome localization; Golgi organization. Gene Ontology annotation, molecular function: kinesin binding. Bases 15 to 2933 code for a protein of 972 amino acids. NCBI's taxonomy places the organism in Eukaryota, Metazoa, Chordata, Lepidosauria, Squamata, Viperidae. The transcript is spliced from 20 exons.